AUGGCAUCUUCCAAGACGUUAGAUGGGUCGUCAACUAUUAUUGAACUUGAAGAAAGGAAGCUUGAUCCUACUUGCAAUGAUGAGAAUAGACAACACCAUCAAUUGCAAUUUCCUCAAAAAACAACACUGAAUAUUGACGGAGUGGUAAAUCCUGAAAUGUUACAUGCGCAUUUAACUUUGCUAACGAAAUUUAAAGAAUUAGAACAAUCUGACCAAGAGAUGGAUGACCGUUAUUUAUUGCGAGCCGAACAACGAUACAUUGCAUGGAUAAAUUUAUUGAAUGAUAAAAAUUUUCCUAAAGAAGAAAUGCCCAUUCCGCCACUUGAUGUUUGCUUAAUAUGGCACGCCCAUUGUCUUUCGCCAUUACGUUACUACGAAGAUAUGCUACGUCUUCAUGACCCUCAAGCGCACAAUUAUAGUUUCCCGUUAGCCAGAUUGGCAAGACAUCUUGACGAAUAUUCACAACAGAUUUGGCAUGAAUACACAAAAAAACCUUGGGUUCUUGAACUAAAUGAUGAUUCACCGUUUGAUUUUAAGUGCCCGCUAUGCAACAAAAUAGGUCAAAUUUCACCAGAUAUUUACGUAAAAGCCAUGCGCACAAAUAAUUGUGAUAUAAAAUGUAACAUUUGCAGCCGCCAAUAUAUGAGUGAAUUUCUGAGCGUCUCUCGAUUCGUAAAAGAUAUUCUCACGUACAGAAAUGACCCAAAGAAAUUAAUAGGGGGUACAAUUGUUGAUUUGAGAAACGGAACUGUCAGUAAGCCUAAUGCAGAGAAAGAUUGCAAUCUGCUCUUUUCUAGCCCGGGAAUUACCAUAUCCACAUCUACGGUCUAUACUUGGAAAGAAAUAAAUACAAAAGUCAAAAAUCAUACAGAUAACCUUAAAACUAGUCUUAAAUUGAAAGACGUACGAAAUGGGAUAAUUAAACGAAUAAUUUUCGCAUAUAUGGAUAUUCCGGCACCAUUCUCUAUCGACCUCGUCAGUGCAGUUAAACGUCAGCGAGACUUUACAAAUAAGAUGGUCGAUAAUUCUUGGAUUAAUUGCAUGACAGUUCAAUCCAAUGCAGUCGAACGUUAUCAUAAAUUUAUUAACUUACAAAAGGAUUACGCGAGAACUCUAUUUGUUCCGACCCUCGAUAUUGAUCUUGCAUGGCAUACGCACAUGCUUCAUCCGUCACUUUAUCGAAAUUUUACUAACAAACAUAUGGGACGAAUGAUUAAUCAUGAUGAUACAUUGGCAAAAAAAAC
Messenger RNA from Ambispora leptoticha, 1244 nucleotides. The record is from the annotation of a GenBank genome assembly. NCBI's taxonomy places the organism in Eukaryota, Fungi, Glomeromycota, Glomeromycetes, Archaeosporales, Ambisporaceae.